Molecule: messenger RNA, 663 nt
Organism: Plutella xylostella (diamondback moth)
Lineage: Eukaryota; Metazoa; Arthropoda; Insecta; Lepidoptera; Plutellidae
Source: RefSeq, a predicted model, not a curated record
AUGGUUUUCAUUUCAUUGAAAUUAAAACGAUUUCAUAGUGUAAACAAUUUUGUUUCUGCUGACACGCCCAAGCACCCAACGCCCACACCGCAGCGCUCCAGCUCGCGGCCCCACAAGGCUCCGGUGAAGCUGAUCUCCGCGCCCUCCCCCCCUCUCAGGAAGAGCCAGGGGGGGCGGCGGGAGGGGGCCAAGAUAAAGGAGGAGGUGGAUUCUGAUGAGCCUCUGGACUCCAUCAGGAUAAAGAAAGAGGCAGAACUAGAGGCGGCGGUGGACGACUUGUUCAGAGACGAUGAGAUGGAAGACUCAAAGGACUUCCUCUCCCUGAUGAAGCCGGAACGCAUGGAGGAAGAUUCUCCUUCGGAAGAGGAGAGCGUGCCGAGCGACGCCAGCUUCUAUGAUGAGAUGCCCUCCUCUGACUCCGAGGAUGUAGAGGACUGGUUCGCGCUGGACGUGCGCGCCGAGCGGGCUGGUGACUACAUACCUCUGCUGGGACACCGAGCCUUCGAACUUCUAGGUGAAGAGAAGAAGAGAGUGGUCAAGAAGCUGACAGACCUGCGCGAAAGUAUAACCUCCCUUAACGAGCGGAGUAGGGACCAAAUGAAAGAGAUAGAGAAUGCCAGGAAAGCACUAGCCGAGUUAGAUGCCCUGCUUAUACAUACAUGA